GUUCCUUUCCCUCAACUUGCGCAAAUACCCUUCUCCCUUUCCUCCUCUCCUCUUUAUUUCUACAUUACCUUUUUUCUUUGUCCUACUACCCCCCUUCUCUACCAAACAACUAGAUUCCCUCCCAGCGUCUAGCAUCUCACAACUCAGCUACAAUGGCCGCCGCAGCUGUCAACACCAACCCUCCUCCACAGUCCGAGACCUCAGAGAAGCACAAGCCGAACCAUGCUUCUAGCCCUUCGAUCGCUUCCAAGGCAGAGGUCAACGGUUCCGAUAACCAUGAGCAUCAACACUUCAAAGAACUUCAGAAGAGCCUGCGCAAUGCUAUGAAGAAGCUGAAUGCGACCGCUAAGGUUGACGCCAUCAUCGCCGAAAACCCUGGGAAGUCAUUGGACGAGCUCGUCGCGGAGAAGAAGAUCAACGUCGAUCAGAAGGCUCAGGCCCUGAAGAAGCCUUCCCUCCAGGCCGCUGUUGCUCAGAUCGAGGAACAGAUUGCCCAGUUCAAGAGCUUCGCUGCCUAUUACGAGGAACGCUUGGUCAGCCAGAAGGCUGAGCUGGAGCAGGCCCACAAGGAGCAGCUUGAAGCUGUUCAGAAGCAGGCCACCGAAGCUGCUAGCGGUGUUAGAGAGACGGAGCUCAGACAGAAGCUGCUUAACUUGAGCAAGUUCCUCUGUGCGGCUGCGCGGGUUAGAAACUCUGGAGACGAGACCUCGAAUGAGAGCCGUGCCUUUGAGGGUGUCCUUUACCAGAUCUACGGCGGUACUCAGGAUGCUGUCUCUUCCAUGCUCAAAAUCAUCGAUGGCGUGGACGAGAAGGUGGUUGGCGUUGACAGCACUCUCCUCGAUGUCACCUACGGAAGAGUAAAGCAGGCCGCUGCUGAGCUUGCUGGACCAACUGACGAGACCACCACCGCCACCACCGAGGCCGCACCUCAGUCGGACCCUACUAUUGCCAACGCCGGUUACACCGAGCUCCAGGAUUCUUCUUACAACACCGACGCUGCUGCUACCGUUGCUAACGAGUCCGCUACUGCCGCUGAGCCUGAGGCGGAACAGGUCCAGCCGCCUGCUCAGACUCUCGUUGGCGAGGGUGGUAACGCAGUCGCGGAGGCCAACUGGGAUGCCAAUGCUUCUGGUGUCUCCUCGGCCAACACCGAAGGCUGGGUUGAGGUCCCCCGGGACCCCGCCGAGACCGAUACUGGCCUGGAGGCCACACCUGCAGCGGUGCAAGCUGAGGUAAAGACCAGCCCGGCUGCCGAGCAGGGCACCGAGAAUGUUACUGUGCCGAAGGACGGCUUCGAGCAGGUACACCACCAGAGACAGCCUAGUGUUCGCGGACGUGGUCGUGGCGGACAUGGCCGUGGACGUGGUGAUGGUUUCCGGGGACGCGGACGCGGUGAGUUCCGUGGCCACGGUCGUGGUCGCGGCCGUGGUGGUCGGGGCCGUGGCGGAGCCAACGCCAAUGGCAAUGGCGCUCCCAGUGCCGCUCCUGCUGGAAACCAUACAUCUCAAGGCCGACGCGGUCCUGAUGCUGGCUCCUUGCCUACUGAAUGGCACUGGGCCUUGUCCAUGCUACAUCUUUACAUCUUCCCCGCUUUUAUUAUUGCAGCCGUCGGGGCGUUGUGCUUUCCUUUGUCUAUCCUCUCUCAUACUAAUAAACUCAUGGGUAAUGGCGGUGUCAUGGUUGACGAAAGCAAUGACUCUUGA
Molecule: messenger RNA, 1703 nt
Organism: Aspergillus costaricaensis CBS 115574
Lineage: Eukaryota; Fungi; Ascomycota; Eurotiomycetes; Eurotiales; Aspergillaceae
Exons: 5
Coding region: 153-1703 (516 amino acids)
Source: RefSeq, a predicted model, not a curated record